AAAGUUUCCCUUCUGGGGCUGAGGCAGCAUUUCCCCUCGUCCACUUGUGGGGCAGCAGCAGCCAUGGGGCCUGCCUGGAUCCUUCCAGCGACGCUGGCGCUUCUGCUGGGGCCACCGCUGGUCCCCGGAGGGGGAGGGAGGCAGGACCCCCCAGCCCCGCGCCGGUUCCUGCACCAGCAGAAGGCCGAGUGCCGCUUCUCCAACGCGACGGGGCGGGAGCAGGUGCGCUACCUGUUCAGGCACAUCUACGACCGGACGGAGAUCGCGCGCUUCGACAGCGCCCGGGGCCGGUUCGAGGCCCUCACGCCGCUGGGGGAGCCCGACGCCGAGUACUGGAACAGCCAGAAGGAGGAGCUGGAGUACAGGCGGGCCUCCGUGGACCGCUUCUGCCGGCACAACUACGAGAUCGUGGGCCCCUUCGCGCACGGGCGGCGCGUCCAGCCCGCGGUCACCAUCUCCCCCACCAAGGAUGACCCCCUCUCCCCCCGCACCCUGCUGCUCUGCACCGCGGCCAGCUUCUACCCCCGGGAGAUCGAGGUCCGCUGGCUGAAGAACGGGCGACGGGCGACGGAGGGGGUCUUCUACGGGGAGGAGCUGCACAACGGGGACUGGACGUACCAGACCCAGGUGAUGCUGGAGGACACCCCCCAGCGCGGAGAUGUCUACGCCUGCCAGGUGGAGCACGCCAGCCUGCAGACGCCCAUCACCAUGCAGUGGGAGCCGCGGACUUCUGACUCGGCCAGGAGCAAAGUGUGGACGGGGGUCGUGGGGGCCCUGCUGGGCAUGGUCUACCUGGCCGUGGGGCUCUCCCUCUACCUGAGGAGCAAGAAAGCGUCUCCCGUCCAGCAACCUGCAGCGCUCAUCGGCUAGUCCACCAGGGUGCAGGUGGAAAGGAAGACACUUCCAUUCUUCCUGCUGGAGCUCAGCUUUUAGAUUCUGUCCUUGCGAGACGCGAAGGUGAAGGGGCUGGAAGCUACGGAUUGGCACAAGGAGGAGAACCGCAGCCGAAACCGCUCCUGCAAAGACCACCUGGCUUUCCCUGAUUUCCUGCCUGCUUUUGCUUGGGUGGGUGGGGGGUGAAGGGGUGGGACUCAUCCUGCCAGGCGCCCAGAACAUGCCUGCCCAUUUUCCAUGGAUUUUGCCUCAAGAGCCACACUUUUUGGCUUGGUUGGGAUUCAUGCUGCAGAGUCCCAGGUUUCUGAUUAAGGGUAAGAGAGGACACGAUCCCUUCCUCACCCACAGGACCCAACAGAUUCCCCCUGAAGGGACAGCACUGAGAGUCACUCCUGGCCAGCUUCUGCUUUUCCCAGAGCUGCUGCAAUUCUGGGGCUUGGCAUCCUAAAAGCUUCGCUCUUACUUGCAGGCUGACUUGGCACCAAUAAAUACUG
Molecule: messenger RNA, 1388 nt
Organism: Varanus komodoensis (Komodo dragon)
Lineage: Eukaryota; Metazoa; Chordata; Lepidosauria; Squamata; Varanidae
Product: H-2 class II histocompatibility antigen, E-S beta chain-like
Exons: 6
Coding region: 64-870 (268 amino acids)
Biological process (GO): positive regulation of T cell activation; immunoglobulin production involved in immunoglobulin-mediated immune response; peptide antigen assembly with MHC class II protein complex
Cellular component (GO): membrane; MHC class II protein complex
Molecular function (GO): MHC class II protein complex binding
Source: RefSeq, a predicted model, not a curated record